CAUCUCUGUAUACGACAUGCACUGGUUAUUGUUUUCUCUUCAAUAGCUCUGACUCUGCUGCUAAAAUCCUGCUCUUUGACUCGGAUAUAUGUGCACAAUGAUUGGAAUUGUACUUUGACUGGUCAGGACUCAGGACUAGUCUGAACAUUAACACGUGCAUGGAACGCGACACUGACGCGCUUCUGGCAAUGACGUAACGGGAAAUCAAGCGCUACCCUUUAGCACUGUACUCUCUAUCUCUCUCUCUUCGUUACUUCCAUGCUACGAUACGUCCACGCCUUGACUCUUUUCUCUUUUAUUUCAGUCUCUUUCGCUGCCUCUGCCGACCAGUGGCAGGACAGGUCCAUCUACCAGCUCUUGACAGAUCGCUUCGCCGUCAGAAACAAUGCCGGGGCCCCUUGCAAUACCACAGCUCGAACACUGUGCGGCGGUUCUUGGAUAGGCAUCACGGAGCAUCUCGACUACAUUCAAAAUAUGGGUUUCGACGCCAUCUGGAUAUCGCCCGUCGUAGAGAACAUUGAUGACAAAAACCCCUACGGAGAGGCAUACCAUGGCUACUGGACCAAGAAUAUUUCAAACUUGAAUCCUCACUUUGGUAAGCCGGACGACUUGAAGACCCUUAGUUCCGCUGUACAUGCUCGCGGCAUGUAUAUCAUGGUGGACGUGGUCGUCAAUCACUUUGCAGGCGUUCCUUUUCAUCCGGAAGCAAAUAUCUCGAGCAUCGAUGAUUUCAACCUCUCCGGCCUCUCGCCCUUUUCUUCACCUUCGGAAUUUCAUCCAUUCUGCUGGAUCCAAGACUACAGUAAUCAAACUCAGACAGAGCAAUGUUGGUUGGGCGACAAUAAUCUUGCAUUGAUCGACCUCGACACCGAAAAUCCCAAUGUUGUUACCACGAUGAAUACCUGGAUCUCCUCACUAGUCAAGGACUACAACAUCGAUGGCAUCCGCAUUGAUACCGUCAGGCACGUUCGAAAGGACUUUUGGCCUGACUUCGUCAAAGCGGCUGGAGUAUUUUCAAUCGGAGAGAUCUACGAUAGGAACGUGAGCUUCGUAAAAGAUUACACCGAGGUCAUGGACAGUGUUCUCGACUACCCCACAUACUUUGCCCUCACCGCCGCGUUUUCGUCGACACAAGGCAGCCUUUCAGAACUCUUGGAUGUUGCAACUGCAUCUCAAAAGUCCUACAAGCGAGGCGUUUUUGGGACGGGUUCCUUUCUUGAAAACCACGAUGUGCCGAGAUUCCAAUCCAUAACCGGGGACUGGGCGCUAGUUAAAAACGCAAUUACUUGGUCUUUUGUUACAGACGGAAUUCCAAUUCUAUACUCUGGACAAGAGCAAGGUUACCAGGGUGCCGCGGAUCCUAACAAUCGCGAAGCUCUUUGGCUGUCAGGAUACGCAACAGCGAAUAAGACUCUCGUGACCCUCGUCAAAACCUUGAAUAGUGCUCGGAAAUCUGCGAUUACUCUCAACAGCAGUUUUCUGACCACUCCUAUGACGUUCAUCCCUCAAGGAGGCAACCAAGCCAUCGCCAUAUCCAAGCUUCCUAUACUGACGCUGUUAACCAACGUUGGACAAUCGGGCACAGCAACAUGGAAUGUUCCCGGAGUGUUCGAGCCGAAGCAGGCACUUGUUGAUGUAUUGACAUGCAACCAAUUUAUUGUGCCUUCCAAUGGCAAUAUGACAGUGUCCAGCAACGAUGGAUUGCCGAAAGUCUUGAUGCCGUCAACAGUUGCUGACCAGGUUUGUGACCAUGGAGAACAGGAUAUCGCGAAGAAACGACGGCACGGAAACAAGGCACCACUGGCGAACAAAGCCGAGUGGGAAACGUUUGGUAUCACCCUGUUUUUCCUGUUCUCCGGUUGGUUCUUUUAAAAUAUAGUUCGACGCUUCUGUAAUUUCUCGUCUUCUGGGACUUUGUAUACCCUUGGAUCUGUAGCAUCCCAGUGUUGUAUUGUAGCAUUCACAAACCGAUUUUCCUGGACAGGCUGGCCUGGCAAUUCGCUUCAAGUCCAA
Messenger RNA from Desarmillaria tabescens, 2013 nucleotides. RefSeq names its product glycoside hydrolase family 13 protein. Lineage: Eukaryota; Fungi; Basidiomycota; Agaricomycetes; Agaricales; Physalacriaceae. The coding region runs from base 259 to 1872 and encodes 537 amino acids. Gene Ontology annotation, molecular function: calcium ion binding; alpha-amylase activity. The transcript is spliced from 11 exons. Gene Ontology annotation, biological process: carbohydrate catabolic process. The record is from RefSeq and is a predicted model, not a curated record.